GUUUAGUUAAUUGUUCUGGUACAAAGUGCUUCUCCGAUAAAUGACGAUGGAUCACGAAGUUGUUGAGGAGGGCUGUAGAAACUGCAGCGCUCUACGAAAUGAGAUGGAAAAGAGAAACAUACAAAUGGAAAACAACAAUGCACAACAAUUAGCUGGUUUCCUAACUCUCAAACAGAAAAUUAUUGGAACUGAUAAACUCAUUCGAGAAUACCAGGCCUCCAAAGUGGAACGGGAUAUACUCACUAGGAAAAAUGAAGAGUUUGUUCACCUAAUAGAUCAGCUUCAUCGUGAUUUGAGUAUUCGGAAUCAGGAGUAUACACAGCUUUGUGCCAAUGCCGAGCUUUUAAAAAAGGCAAAUUCUGAAUAUGAAGUCAAAGUUAAACAAUUGUGUGAUGAAGCUCAAAAGUGGAAGUUUCAAGCAGAAGCAGGGCAAAAUUUUACUUCCCAGCUUGUUGAAAAAGUUAAAAUUCUGGAGAAGUAUGAAACGGAGGCAAAACAUAGUGCCACAGUAUCCAGAGAUCAUGAAAAAAUAGAAAACAAACUGCAAGUCUUAAAAGGUCAGCUAAAAGACGCUAGAGAAACGGCCACCAAAUCCAAAAAGGAAUUCACAAAAAUCCAAAAGGACUACACACAGCUUAUGAAAUAUGCAAAAGAAUGGGGCAGGCUUGCAGAAUCCCAAGGGAAACUUAGCGCUUUACAAAAACGAUUUUUCAUAAAAUUGUGUAACAAAGAGUAUCAAGAGACCGGUGAAGUUGUGGAUCCAGAUAUUAUGGAAGCAAAUGAAAUUGAUGAACAAUCAAAGUUACUCGAACAUUUAUUGGACGAUGGGAAUGGAUCCGAAUCUGUGACAACGCCAAUAGAUACUCUCCGGAAUGACAUGGCGAUGUCGGAAGAACACUUAUCGUCCCGUUUAAUAGAAAGAUCGAAAUCUCCUGGUAAGUCCCUUUUCAUCAAACAAACUGAGCAAACUCCUGUCAGAGCUCAAAGAAGGCGCGGUCAUGAUAGUGGAACAUCUUCGAAGAAAUCAUCACCGAAUAAAACCUCGCCGGAGACUCGAACGACACGCGCACGUACAAGAACAGUUUCUCAAAAUUCCGUUUCACAGAGCUCGGAUGCAGACAAUGCGUUAGAAUCAGAAAAAGAAAACAGCAAAAGCUCUGGGCCCCGCACUCGUUCAAGAUCUGUAAAGAUAACGCAGUUACCAGGUCCGAAAAGUCCCGAAGAUUUCGUCACGCCGAAUCCUAAAGCUAUUACCCAGUCAAAUUUACCGGAAUCGGUUGAUGACAUACCAUGCCGAUCCCUUGUGUCGAUGGAAACCGUGUUGAUGACGGAGCCAACCGUUGGGCAAGGCCCUUUCAGGAAGAAAAAUUUACAUGGAUCUUUAAGCUCUUCGGAAUCAGAUUCAGAGCUUCCCGAUGCUUUAAAACUAUUUGAAGAUAACCGAACGAUUACCAAAACAUCGACAACACCAACUACGGAAUCCAUCGCGGGAGUCAAACCGCUAAUCAGUUUAUUUGAACCAGACAUUUCUGAUGACAGAUCAAAAGAGAAAAAUGGUAAACUAGCAGGGGAUCAGUAUGUGGCAAAAGAACAGUCGGAAUUUCAAACGUCAGCCAACCCUUCUUCCUUGUUCGAUUUUGAUAGCUCUUCAGAUUCCGAUCUCGAUAUGAUUCCUGUACCUACAUGUAAAUUGUCAACCGUGAACAAAAGUGAUGAUAGAAAUACGCUACUGAAUACCAUCCCAUCGUCAACAACAGCAUCCUUGGACAUCGGCGAAAAAACUAUUAGCGACCCCGUCGAAAAGUCUGUAAUGAGAGAAUUGCCAUGCAGCCCUACUUCAGGAACGGGAACAUGGAAUGAAAGUAAUGCAUCUAGAAACAUCUUCGAAUUAGAAAACAAUAUUGACAUUAAUGCGCCAACACAAAAUUCAAAUGCGACACAGUCCCUUCAGCAGAAAAUGUCUGAACAACUAGAAGAAACUGUGAAUUCAGAUAGUAUUUUCGCGUUGGAUACAGAUCUUAAUGCUAGUUCAUCCAAUCCAGAUUCUGAUGUGAAGAAGUCUAACGAAGAAAUCCAAUCCAAAUCCUUGAAUGUGGAAGUUGCUGUUCAGGCACCAGUCCUUUUGGAUGAAGAUCUUAGUACUGCAACCCUAGGAAAUGUAAAUGUUCAAUACUCAAAAAGCCAACGUAUUGAAGAAACGAUAUCCGAAUUAUCGAAUACGGAGACUGUCCUUGUGGCGUCCCCUUCUUUGGACCCUGUACAUAGCAAUUUCGUUCCAGAAAGUGUAAAAGGUCCAGAGACAAACGCUGGUCAGAGUGGUACCCCUGUUUCAAGCGUUGGAGUAGAUAAAGAGCUUCAAAAUGAAGUAUCAGCUGAGAGGAGCAACGGGAAAUCAAGAAUCCUACCAUUUUGCAGUGGCGAUAACUUGGAAGAAUCUUCAAAUACGAGCAUGAAUGGGAUUACUGCAAAGCAUAGAGAACAAAUCAAAGAACAGAUCAAUGUAUUGACGGAAAACGAAAAAAAUCCCAUAACUAUAGGAUCCCCAAAGAAUCUUGAAACGGGAACCGACGAAGGAGACACCAAAGUGGAGAACGGCAUUUUAGUAUUGCAUGCGGACCUUGAUAUCAGUUCAUCAGAAUCGGAGACUACAGACCCCCUGAAAGAAAAGAAAUCUAAUUUUUCGAAUAAAGAAUUCAGUCAUCAGCCAUCUUUCUGUUUGGAGGAAACCCCUAGUACUGACAUUACAGAAAAUGUAGAUGUUCAAGAUACAAACAAUCAUCAUGGUUGUAGCACUGUUGCAAGAGUUGGAACAAAGAAAGAUCUUGUUAGUCAGUUUGGAGGAGUAAAUGACACGAUUAAACCGUCUACAAAAAUUGGAAAAAUCUUCGCCAUUGGAAAAAAAGCAUCGCCAUUUACGAAAAUCGACAUUCCGUCCGAAAGGCAUGAAGAACCAAGUUCUCAAUUGAUUUGUACAACGGCAGAAGGUGUUGAAAAGCCAGCUACCAAAAUAUUGCAACAGUAUACUGAACCGGGCGCUGGAGAAUCUAAUGCCAAGAAUGGGCGUUGCAGCAUCUCCGCAUUUGAUGUGGAUAUCGAUAUUAGUUCGUCUGAACCAGAAUUGGAUGAGUCGAAGCUCAUUGAAGACACAAAAUCUAAAUUGGCUAAUGCAGAAGAUAGCAUUCAAGUGCCCUUCUCAAUUGAUGAAAAAUCGAGCAGCACUGUUCCAGAAAAGGUAAUUAUUCGAAAGCCUGAAAUUCUGCUUGAUUGUGGCGCCGUUUCAAUCAUUGGGGUAGAUCAAGAACAUCGUACUGAAUUGCCUCUGACAGAAGAUAACUGUGAAAUCAGCAAAGUGAACGAGGAAGUUUUUGGAACUAUGAUAACUGAGAAAGCUGCUGUGGUCUUUGCUGAUGUAUCUUUAAGGGAAAAGACAGCAAAUGACGAGCUCGACAAUGAAGCCCAGGCAACGCCAAACGUGAUAAAUGAUAAAAAUUUGCAAGUCUUCCAUGCCAUUCCUGCGAAACAAAUAACCGUCUCCAGCAGCCCAAUGUUACCGGGUGAAACUUUAUCAAACAACCAUCUCUUAUUGUCAGAAGAAAAUCGUGAAGUUGUACCGCCACCCCAGCUAGAUAAAACCAAACCAACGGGUAUCCAUUCACCUUGUCGCGUUUCUGUAGCAGAUAUGAGAGAUGGUAGUCCUGCUAAAAAAGAUGCACAUCUUUCACUAGUCCAUUGCCAAGAUUCGGUUCAAGAACCACAUGUUUUUCCAAGGAGAAGCAGCGACGUAUCAGAAUCUGCCACAGUUACACAAAAUUCUCAAAUCCUAAAAGCUGUACGAACGUCAUCCUUCGAAGUUCCCUUGAUAACAGAUAUUCCAAUAAAAGCCCCCAACGUUUUUCCGACCAAUGCAACUGAAAAUAGCCCGCAGAGCAUAGGUUCCACACAAGCAGCUAAAAAACUUCCGUCUGAAGUACCGUCCGAGGAAACCAACGAGGAAUCAAGAAUCCUACCUUUUUGCAGUGGCGAUAACUUGGAAGAAUCUCCAAAUGCGAGAAUAAACUUCAUUACUGCAAACCAUAAAGGACAAAUUGAAGAACAGAUCAAUGGAUUGGCGGAAAACAACAAAGAUCCUGUACCUAUAGGUUGCCAAAGGAAUCCUGCAUCGGGAACCGACGAACCAGACACCAAUGUGCAGUACAGCAUUUUCGAGUUGCAUGAGGACCUUGAUAUCAGUUCCUCAAAAUCAGGUUCAGAGGCUACGAACCUCCCAGAAGAAAACAAAUCCAAUUUUUCGAAUAAAGAGUUCACCCGUCAGCGGCCUUUCCGUUUGGAAGAAACGCCGAGUACUGACAUUGCAGAAAGUGUAGAUAUUCAAGAUACAGACAAUCAUCAUAGUUGUAGCACUGUUGCAAUAGUUGAAGCAAAGAAAGAUCUUACCAAUCAAUUGGGAAGAGAGGAAGAAAUGACUGAACCGUUUGCAAAAACUGGAAAAAUCUUGGAAGAAUCUCCCGGUAUGAAAAUAGACAUUCCUUCCGAAAGGCAUGAAGAACCAAGUUCUCAAUUGAUUUGUACAACGACAGAAGGUGUUGACAAGCCCGUUACCAAAAUAUUGCAACAGUAUACUGAACCGGGCGCUGGUGAAUCUGAUGUCAACAAUGGGCGUUGCAGCAUUUCCGCAUUCGAUGUGGAUAUCGAUAAUAGUUCGUCUGAGUCAGAAUUGAAUGAGACGAAUCUCAUUGAAGACACGAAAUCUAAAUUGGCUAAUGCAGAAGAUAGCAUCCAAGUGCCCUUCUCAAUUGAUGAGAAACCAAGCACCACUGUUCCAGAAAAAGUAAUUAUUCGAAAGUCUAGAAUUCUGCUUGAUUGUGCCGCUAUUUCAAUCGCUGGGAUAGAUCAAGAACAUCGUACUGAAUUGCCUCUGACGGAAGAUAACUGUGAAAUCAGUAAAGUGAACGAGGAAGUUUUUGGAACUAUGAUAACUGAGAAAGCUGAUGUGGCUGAUGAAUCUUUAAGGAAAAAGACAAAAGAUAUAUUCGACAAUGAAGCCCAAGCAACGCCAGACGUGAUAAAUGAUAAAGAGUUGUCAGUCUCCCAUGCCAUUCCUGCUAUACAAGUAACUGUUUCAAGCAGCCAAUUGAGCAGCCGAAUGUUACCGGGUGAAGUUUUGUCAAGUAACCAUCCCUUACUGCCAGAAGAAAAUCUUGAAGCUGUACCGUCACUACAGCUUGAUAAAAUCAAACCAACGGGUAUCCAUUCGAACUGUCGCUUUCCCGUAGCAGUGGUGGGAGAUGGUAAUCCUACCGAAAAAGAUGCACAUCUUUCUCCGGUCCAUCGCCAAGAUUCUGUUCAAGAAUCACCUAUUUCUCCAAGGAUAAGCAGCAAGGUACCAGAAUAUGCCACGGUUCCUCAAAAUCCCCAAAUUCUAAAAGCUGUAAGAACGUCAGCCUUCAAAGUUCCCCGGAUACCAGAUACUCCAAUAAAAGCCCCUGACGUUUUUCCGACUCAUGUUACUGAAAAUAGCCCGAGCAGAGGUUCCACUCAAGCAGUCAAAAGGACGGCAGCUGAUGAUGAGGUUGCCGUUAUCUUGAAGCAAAUUCGAACCAAUGUUAUCGAUCUGCCCGCAACCGUUUCACCUUUACCCAGAUCACCAGAGCCGCAGCCCGCCGUGAAAAUUGAGGAACCUAAAUCUAGGUUCCCAAUUUUACCACGUUGCGCUUUCAACUGGACGCGCAAAAAACUGCCUCUCGGCGACCAAUUAACCGAACGAUUCGGUUCCUACCUCCAUCCGGGUAUAAAGGCACGCGUUCGUUUCAGGAGAGUCAGUCGUCGUUUACUGGAAAUCCGAUCUCCAGAUAUACUGAGCAAUUGCUUCCAGGGUGUGACAAAUUUUGCCGAAGCUGAAAGAAGACCUCAACCGAUUGUGAAACUUGUUCAGCUUGUCGGAAGCACUACUGAUCUCGUUGGAUACGAAGAUGACGCAACCGAACUAACUCAAAACUCCGUCGUGUCGGCCCAAGUUCCAAAUGCUUCGCCUGAGAAAAGGCUGUCUACUUCGUUUUCAACCAAAGAAGUUGAAAAAGUAACCCUUCCAAAAUCAAAUCCAACUACACCAGUUAGAAAGAAAAGAAAAGCACAGGAACUUGCAAGACGACAAAAACCAACGACACCGGCACUUUUUGGAUCUUCGUCCAGCGAAUCGGAGAGCGAGUCCGAGAGCGAAUCGGACGUCGUUCCCCAACCCAUUGAAGAACAAUUAGUAAAGAGUUCAACUGCAAGAAAUCAGAAUGAAACAGAACGAAGAAUAGUGCCGAGUAAGGAAAGCAAACAAACGCCAUCGGUUGUUGCCACUUCCCGAGCACAAGCGAUGGCACAACUUGUCGAACCCAUCGUCCCACUGGGUAGGGGAAACAGGCCCAGCUUUCUGCCCAUCAAACCAAAUGAAGGCCAGCGGGAAGGUGAUUCAAUGUUCAAUCAAAGUCGACUCUCGUUAGGUUUAGGGAGAGGAGCUAAAAUUUCUCAGCCUACAAUUGCGCCGUGCUCCGAUGCACUCUUGUCUGCAACGAUCAAGUCCAAAGCUGUGACUAGGGUAGUUGCCCCGUCAAAGCACAUUUUCAAAGAACCUAAUGCUCCCAGCGAGUGUGUACUAACGAACACUAUACUUACAGACAACUCUCCAGCUCAAGAGAUAACUCCGACCAGAAAAAGAGUCUCUCACGCCUCCAAAAGAGGGAUGGAAUCCGAUCCUGUCAUCGCUACAAUUUCGCCAUCUUCCAAACGAGGACGAAUUCAACACGAAGGACUACCAACAGUUUCAUCGCAAACUACUCAAUCGACUGCUACUGAAACGCCGUUUGAAGAAGUUUCUGUUGAAGCAAGAACAAGGCAAAAGAUCAAAAGUACCUUAACAAUUAAGCCGCAAGAAAUGGUGAAAUUGAGUUUUGAAACUCGAAUGCCGUCGGGCAAUGAGGAGUUGCAACCCAAAAUAAUACAACCAAAAGAUUUUAGGCUAAUUGAAGAAACAGUAAUAAAGGGGGCUACUAGUAAAAUUGACACUCUCUCAGAAAACGGGGUACCGAUGGAAGUAAAUACGGGAGGAACGAGUCAGCUCUUUUGCCCAGAAAGAGAGAUGACAGUUACAACUCCAAGUAUUGCGGAAAAAAGUAUGUUAACUGAUAGCGCGAAAAACAGUCAUCAAUUAUUUGAGAACUCUGGAGUGAUGGUCGUAGACGGAAGACCCCUGUCGCCUGACGCAGAAGAAAGUCCUCGAUCACCUGACGCUGUGGGAAGUCCUCGACCAACUGAAGUAGAAGAAAGGCCCCGGUUGCCCGACACCGAAGAAAGCCCUCAGUCGCCUAAUGUAGAAGAAAGUCCCCACUCGCCUGAUGUCGAAGAAAGUCCCCACUCGCCUGAUGUAGAAGAAAGCCCCCACUCGCCUGAUGUAGAAGAAAGCCCCCACUCGCCUAGUAUAGAAGUAAACAAGAAGACGGGCAAUGUUGAAAAUAGUUCCGAAUCUCUAGAAGAGCAGCCAUUGCAGUCGUUCGACAAAAAUAGAAGUUUGGGAUCGACUGUGGAAAUUCCUUUGGCUAGUUCUGCUGAGCUCGAAGAACAUCAAUCAACUGCUUUUGAACUUGUUUUCAAAGAAUUGCUCCAAGAAAAUCCCGCUGUCAAUCAAAAAGCCGGCAAAUUGAAAAAAGAUAUCAAUCUGUGUGUCAACAGAGUUUUUAAGAAUCCUAAUGUCACUGAAGAAUCGUGGAAUAGCCUAAUUGAAAGGGCCAUGCGGUCCGAUUCGAAAAGCCAUCCUUUCAUUUUGAUUCGGAAACUCGUAGCGACGGUUAUAAAAGACUGGGAUAGUCCAAUCGAUUUGUCCAAAACACCGCCUGCUCCGCCGAUGGCAGCUGUACAUCAGCGAUGUGUCAUGAUACUUAAAGAAUUGGAUGAAGCGAAUUCAAAGUUGACUGUAGAACCAAGUGAAAACCUCCACAUGUAUAGUAACUUAUUUCUUAGCGAGUGCAGUGCCGUUAUGUUCCAGCAAGAUUCUAGUCUGACGUUGGAAGAAAUGUGUUCUCUAGCACGCGCGUAUACGGCUAUCUGUCGAUCUCGAAGCGCUUUAACUAGAGCUAGAACAUUUUUAUUUGAUUGCGUUUAUUUCCUGCCACCGCGCUCGUAUGCUUUGACGUACACCGUCUUGUCCGUCUGGGCAGAUGUUCUUCGCCAUAUCUCAUUUCCGUUGGGUCCUUCUUGUAUUGAUCAAACGAUUGCUUACCUUCUCUUACACAACUGUAAAGUAAAAGCCGUUCCUGGAAUUGCCGGUAAGGUGUUGCAAGCGCGUUCGUUCUUGCAAAACACUUACGGUUACAAAAACGUGACUUCUAGGACAGUUGAUGAUUUGACAAGCUACCUCAUGACCCGCUUCAAAGAAACCAACUCUGCAGACGAAGCGUCGAAUUUAAGUUGGAGUUUUGCAUUACUUACCCGGUGGGAGGGAAUUGAUUUUGCUAUUCAAGUAAUCGAAAAGCAACUGUGGCCUUUUCUUCAACGCUGGAGUUCUGGGGAGGGCACGAAUUCAGGUGCCGCCGCAGUAAUCAUUGCCAUAGGAAUGCUAGGAAAAACGGUACCUUCUAGCAAACGAGCCGGAGUGCAAAGGAUUCUCGAUGCAAUGAAAAUUCUACUUCAAUCAGAUGAUGUCAUUCCUGCUAUUCACGAGGCCGCCAUUGAAGCUGUUGUUCUCCUUGGCGAGGAAGAGGAUCCUAAGUCGGUGAUCGAAGUCAUAAAAGCAUGGAAACUUGUGAACACCAAUUUAAGUCAACAUUCGCGACAGUUGCUUAAGGCCUUUUUGAAACGCCAUUCAAAUCUCUGUGUUACCUAGUCAGUUGAAGGAUAAGUGAGUAACUUGAAAGCAGAGUUAGGAGCAACCAAACCAAUUCAUCGGCUAUACAACAAUUCCUGUCCGUCACUCAACAUUGGAGAUAAUGUGUUUGGCUCAUGAUUUAACUUUGCCAUCCCAUAUACUGAAUGCUCCCGUGUAAUUGUUGAUGCUCAUUUAACAGAAGCGUAUCUAGUUAAGUUAUCAAUCGAACCAGUUCUGCUAAAUGCGUAAUCCGUUUUUUAAACACACCCAAUAUUUAAGUUGAGGCUAUCGCUGUCGCGUACUGGCGUGCUAGUUGCAAGCUAAACUACAACGAAUGAAUUACUGAAAAAAUAACAACUUUACCGGAAUCAACAUUCAAUUUUGACUGUAGUCUGUAAUUUUCAACCAAUUUCAAUGAGUUUCAGUUUUUGCAGUUACAAAUUUUAAGCCCGAGUUUAUAGUUUUUGAGUAUUCUAAAAUAUCAAAUUAGGUGCGAAUCGAAACGAUUACUAGCGCGCCAGUACGCUACAGCGCUAGUGUGACACAUCAAACUUCUUUGAUUAUUCAAAAACUAUAAACUCUACGUAAAAAAAAUUUCUUUAUCGUGUUUCUUGUUAAAUUUUGAAUCAGAAUCGUAUAUAGCUAUCUAGAUUCAAUGAUAUUAAUUUUAAAAGGACAAAAUUUCAAGCCCCACAAAAUAAGCCCGACUUUUAGUUUUUUACGGUUAAUUCAAAAUCGAUAAGCCCAGUUUAAAAAUAUACCCGAUUUUCGUGAUCAGCGA
This is a messenger RNA of Daphnia carinata, 9626 nucleotides long. RefSeq lists its product as uncharacterized. The record is from RefSeq and is a predicted model, not a curated record. NCBI's taxonomy places the organism in Eukaryota, Metazoa, Arthropoda, Branchiopoda, Diplostraca, Daphniidae. Bases 41 to 8863 code for a protein of 2940 amino acids. The transcript is spliced from 13 exons.